AUGGGCCCACAACUGUCAAAAAUCAAUUUGAAAAUUAUUGAAUUGACUAAAGCAGAAGAUGUGACGCUCAAUUCUGAUACGAUCGUAUCCAAUAAUGGUAAAGAAGAUAUCAAUUUAUUCUUAACGAUUAAAAAUGUUACUGAUACAAGAACAAGCUCAAUUCUAUUAGACAAUGGUGGUCAUCGAGUGUUGAACUCUGAAAACAAAUUAAUAAAACAAAUUCAAAAUAAUCUAUCAUUAUUAAUAAAUACAACCGAACAGACAACAAUCAACACUGAAAUUGAUAAUAUACUUAUGAAAGACAUUUUGGCGUUCGUUACUAAUCAUUACCAAAGCGCAAUGAAAGACAUUCAGGAUAUUUUGAAAACCCAACAACGAUUACAAGGAGCUUUAAAGGAAAAAUUGGAAAUGGAUAAAAAUGUCGAUAGAUCUGUUUUUGCGGAACCAUAUGCUGUUCCAUAUGCAGUGAAAAAGAAACAAGUAGCCUUUGUGACCACUACUCGUGAGCAACAAAAGAAUGAAUUUCAAUUUCAAAAGUUGUCAUUCUUUGGUUUACAAACGUUAACAUCGAUAUUGUUAAUGCUGAUCAGAUCUGCUGAAAAGAAUGAUCCUAGAAUUGUUGAUCAAAUUUUGAGACUAGCAAGUGAAUUGUGUGAACAAAUUCCAGUAAAAUGCUUGUCGUCAUCCGUAUUAUCACCAGCUAUAAAUAAUCUAUUAUGCAAAUCGUUGAAACCAUUGACAAUUUAUAUAAAUGAAUUAUAUUUAUCAGAAGAUCAAAUUGUGGCAAAACACGCUGUUAAAAUUCUGUUAAGUAUCUCAAUUGCAAAAGCAUCACUGAAAGAUAUUCUACCUAUAUUGUACAAGUUAAUAUUCAACAAAGAUGAUGUUUAUGAUAUACGAGGUCUGCUGCUACAAAUGAACGAUGGUUUAAUAGAAACUAUCACUGAAAUGGAAGAAAGCAUGCGUAAGGUAUUCAAUGGAAAAGCAAGUGUCUUGACGCUAGAUACAGACUCCAGUGAAGAUGAAAGUGAAAGUGAAAGUGAAAGUGAAAAUGAAGAUGAAGAUGAAAAUCGUGAUGAAAGUGAAGAUGAAGAUGACGCCUCGUAUAACGAACGAGAGCACGAUGAUAAUACAGCAUUUAACGACACAGAAGGUCAGAAUAUUGUUUCAUGA
Rotaria sp. Silwood2 is the source of this 1173-nucleotide messenger RNA. The record is from the annotation of a GenBank genome assembly. Lineage: Eukaryota; Metazoa; Rotifera; Eurotatoria; Philodinida; Philodinidae.